Molecule: messenger RNA, 924 nt
Organism: Pocillopora verrucosa
Lineage: Eukaryota; Metazoa; Cnidaria; Anthozoa; Scleractinia; Pocilloporidae
Source: RefSeq, a predicted model, not a curated record
AUGCAUCAAGAACCGUCUGUGUCUUCCACAAAUGUUGCAGCGGUUCCUCAGCCAAACGGACAUGUAUCGUGUGAGUUACUUUCCAUCGACAAUUACAAUGCAUCUGAAAAUUUCGUAAGAAGUUUUACUUCUCAUCACUACAGCAUAAUGAGUCCUUGUGAAAGUUCCCCCUCCCAGAACGGUGGCUCAUGCCAUGCUAUAUACGAAACAUACGAUUACAGAUGCAAGUGCAAACAAGACUACUUUGGAACAAACUGUGAAAGGCAGAAAGCAUUGUCUUGUAAGGAGCGGUUUUACCAAGGAUUCCAUAAGAGCGGUGUGUAUCCGCUAAGUAUGGACGUUGGUGAAGUCCCGGUGUAUUGUCACAUGACCCUGCCAGCUUGUGGUGAAGGCCAAUGGACAUCAGUGAUGAAGAUUGAUGGAGCAAAGGACACUUUUAUAUAUGAUUCACAAUUAUGGAAUAACAUGGAAAGCAUCGAUAUUCUCGGCGGAAGCACAGGGUUCGACUAUCAGCAAACCAAGCUGCCGACUUUCUGGAAUACGCCCUUGACUCAGAUCUGUCUUGGAAUGAAAGUUAAGGACGAAGAUAGGUUUAUCACAAUCAAUCUGACGGCCAGUUCGCUGCAUUCGAUAUUUUCCACUGAUCAGUACUUGCCAACAUCAUUGGGUCGAAAUGUUUGGAAAAAGGUAGUGGGUCCUCAGGCUUCACUGCAGCAUUUGUGCAACAAAGAGGGUUUUAACGUGGUGUGUUCAGGUGCCAUUAAAACGAGAAUCGGUAUCAUUACGGAUGACGUGCCGAUGGUCUCUCCGUUUACUUGCGUAGGCUGUGACUCGGCUAUUACGUUUGGAGGCGAUGAUUUUCAAGUGUGUGGGAAUAAUGGCUAUAAGGAUAUCUCUGCCAUGGGGUAUAUUCUGAUAAAAUAA